AUGUCUGCUACCAACGGUGUCAACGGCAACGGCAUUGCCAGCCGCAAGCACUACAACGAGGGCAACUUCCUCUUCACCUCCGAGUCUGUCGGUGAGGGUCACCCCGACAAGAUCGCCGAUCAGGUCUCCGAUGCCAUCCUCGACGCCUGCCUGAGAGAGGACCCCCUCUCCAAGGUCGCUUGCGAGACCGCCACCAAGACCGGUAUGAUCAUGGUCUUCGGUGAGAUCACCACCAAGGCCAAGCUCGACUACCAGAAGGUUGUCCGCGACGCCGUCAAGGACAUCGGCUACGAUGACUCCGCCAAGGGUUUCGACUACAAGACCCUUAACCUGCUCGUCGCCAUUGAGCAGCAGUCCCCCGAUAUCGCCCAGGGUCUCCACUACGAGAAGGCCCUCGAGCAGCUCGGUGCCGGUGACCAGGGUAUCAUGUUCGGAUACGCCACCGACGAGACCCCUGAGCUCUUCCCCCUUACUCUCCUCUUCGCCCACAAGCUCAACGCUGCCAUGUCCGCUGCCCGCCGUGACGGCACCCUUCCCUGGCUCCGCCCCGACACCAAGACCCAGGUCACCAUUGAGUACAAGCACGACAACGGUGCCGUUGUUCCCCUGCGCGUCGACACCAUUGUCGUCUCUGCCCAGCACGCUGAGGACAUCACCACCGAGCAGCUCCGCAAGGAGAUCAAGGAGAAGAUCAUCAAGAAGGUCAUCCCCGAGAAGUACCUUGACGACAAGACUGUCUACCACAUCCAACCCUCCGGCCUCUUCAUCAUCGGUGGUCCCCAGGGUGACGCCGGUCUGACCGGUCGCAAGAUCAUUGUCGACACCUACGGUGGCUGGGGUGCCCACGGUGGUGGUGCCUUCUCCGGCAAGGAUUUCUCCAAGGUCGACCGUUCCGCUGCCUACGUCGGUCGCUGGAUCGCCAAGUCCCUGGUCAACGCCGGCCUUGCCCGCCGUGCCCUCGUCCAGCUUUCCUACGCCAUUGGUGUCGCCGAGCCCCUUUCCAUCUACGUCGACACCUACGGCACCUCCGAUAAGACCUCCGAUGAGCUCGUCAAGAUCAUCCGCGACAACUUUGACCUCCGCCCCGGUGUCAUUGUCCGCGAGCUCAGCCUGGACCGCCCCAUCUACCUCCAGACCGCCAAGAACGGUCACUUCGGUACCAACCAGACCUUCACCUGGGAGCAGCCUAAGACUCUCAAGUUCUAA
This is a messenger RNA of Colletotrichum fioriniae, 1206 nucleotides long. It is a transcript of the gene SAM2, whose product is annotated as methionine adenosyltransferase sam2. Gene Ontology annotation, biological process: S-adenosylmethionine biosynthetic process. Gene Ontology annotation, molecular function: methionine adenosyltransferase activity; ATP binding. Lineage: Eukaryota; Fungi; Ascomycota; Sordariomycetes; Glomerellales; Glomerellaceae. The record is from RefSeq and is a predicted model, not a curated record. Gene Ontology annotation, cellular component: cytosol.